UCUCCCCUCAUAGAGUGACCUAACUCAUUCAGAAAUCACUGUGGGCCUCCAGGGACCAGAUCCUAUUGUAGGCACCUGGGAUCCACUGGUGAGCAAGCCACGCAAAGGUCCCUGCCUCGUGGAGGUGACAUUCGCUCAGAGAAGACGGACAACAAGUAGUCAACAUAAGGAAAGUUAGACAGUGUGUUGGAAGGUAGUGAGUAUUAUGCUGGGGAGGGAAGAGGGCAGGAGGGUCUGGAUCCGGGCUUGGGAGGGAUUGCAUUUGAAACAGGGAGGUCAAGGUGGGGCUUGGUGGUGGCGACAUUUGAGCAAAGACUUGAAGGGGAUGUGGGCGUGAGCCACUGGGUACUCUGCAGGAACGGUGUUUCAGGCAGAGAGGGAACAGCCAGCACAAAGGGCCUGAGUCCCUGUUUGUGUUCUGAUCUGUGUGGGUCUCAACCACGAUGAUCUUGCCCCCAGGGGACCUUUGGCAAUAUCUGGAGACACUUUAGUUCGUCACUGUUGGGAUGGGGCUGUGGGAUACUACUGGCAUCUCCCAGGUAGAGGCCAGGGAUGCGACUACACAUCCUCAAGUGCUCCCACAAGAAAGAACGUUCCAGCCCAAAAUGUCAGUAGUGCUGAGGUUAAGAAACCUUGUGUUUGAGGAACAGUGAGUAGGCCAGAGAAGCCAGAGGGGGAGGCAGUAAGGAAGAAGGAAGUUGCAUACGAGGUCAGUGGUAACGAAGGCUGGGACGGAGUGGGUGGCCAGGUCAGGGAGGGCCUUGGGCCAGUGUGGACUUUGGCUUUUAUGCCAAGGGCAAUGGGGAGCCAUUGGAGGGCUUGGAGCAGAGGAGGGACAUGAGCUGCAUUAACAGUUUUAAGAGUGUUGCUCUGGCUGCCAGGUGGAAAACAGACUGAAGGAGGGUAAAGCUGGAAUGCAGGGGCUCGGGGGCAAGAGGCGAUGGGGCACAGACCAGUGGAAGCAGCUUCCAGAAUUCUGUGCACAGAACCAUCCAGUGCCAAAUUUUACAUUUUACAUUUAGGACAACAAGGUGAUCUGGAAAUUCCACACCAUCCCCACUCUUUUCAUUACUAUAUGUCAUAUGUUUUGCAUACACACACACACACACACACACACACACACACACACACACACACACACACAGAUGAGACAGAGAGAGAGAGAGAAACAGAAAUAGAUAUGAUUAAGUUGCCUUAGCUGGAUUAUGUUUUACACAACAGGAUACCUGAUAUCUGUUUUAACAAUUUGUUCAUAACAAAACAAUUUGAUGUGGGUUAGGCACAGUGUAACCCUUCUCUGCUUUAACAUGGGCUUGGCAAAAAAAAUUCCCUCUUGCUAACAACUCUUUUGUGGCAUAUUGUCCUAAGCCACAUAUAACCUUAAACAUACUAAAUUACCUGAAAAUUGGGUGGGGAGCAUAAAAGGUUUAGUACCUAAUAAAUGGGAGUUUGAACUGCUUUCCUCUUUUAAAAGUGUAUUCAGUUGUUCAAAGUACCUCUUCUCUUACUUGAUCAGCCAAAGCAAAUGCUUGAAACACAGCAGAAAAUGCCAAGAGACUGAAAAUUCACGCGUUUGCCCAAAGGUCUCAAACAUCAUAGAAGCAUCACCUCAAUCAUUCCUCCAUGUGAUCUCCCUAAAAUGCACAUCUCUUGUCCUCUUUGCAACCAAAGCCAGUGGGAGUCGUGUGUCAGCCCGCAGCAGAGGCUGGACACCCCCCUCCCACCAUCUGCCCACAAACAGCGUCUCAGUCCAUGUACUGCUAUGAUACAUUUAAGUGUCAUCUUCCAUGUUCGGGCUAUUGUAAACAGAGCUGCAAUGAACAUUUUGCAAAUAUGCCAGAGGAUUAUCCUGAUCAGUUUGAUGAUGUCAUGGAUUUUAUACAAGCCACCAUUAGAAGACUGAAAAGGUCACCAGAUAAACAAAUGGCCGUGCUUCCUCGCCGAGAGCGCCACCGGCAGGCUGCAGCCGCCAGCCCGGAGAGUUCCCGAGGGAAAGGCCGGAGGGGCCAGAGGGGCCGAAAUCGGGGGUGCGUCUUAACUGCCGUGCAUCUGAAUGUCACUGACUUGGGUUUGGGCUACGAAACCAAGGAGGAACUCAUUUUCAGGUACUGCAGCGGCUCAUGCGAUGCAGCCGAGACAAUGUAUGACAAAAUAUUAAAAAACUUGUCCAAAAAUAGAAGGCUGGUGAGUGACAAAGUCGGGCAGGCGUGUUGCAGACCCCUCGCCUUCGAUGACGACCUGUCCUUUUUAGACGAUAACCUGGUUUACCAUAUUCUGAGAAAGCAUUCCGCCAAACGCUGUGGAUGUAUCUGACUCCCGCUCCAGAGACCGCUGUGUAUUGCAUUCCUGCCACAAAGUGCAAAGAAAGGGACCAAGGUUCCCAGAAAAUGUUUGCCCGGAGUGGAAGAUAAGGACCAAGGAGGCGAGGAGGAGGAGGCAGGCAGCCGUUGUGGAGCCUGGCAGAGGAAGAUCCAGCGACCGAAAACUGGGCGGGAGAGAGAGAAAACAGCUGUCUGCAUUCUCCCAGAUGGCGGCCAGCGUCACCAGAAGCUCAGGGCUGGUGUCCCUGCUUGGGUGUUGCCAUCGUUUCAUCCGAUACAGUCCACCGUCGCCGGUCACGGGUACAGUUGCGGAUGCACUUGAAACCAAACCAGUGUAUCUCCUGUGGUUUGUUUUCACAUGUCUGGAGACACCAGGGAAAUGGUCCUCCUGGUGUCAUUCCCUGUCAUUGUGUUUUACUGCUGAAAGCAAGAAAGGUUUAUUUUUCUGUCACUCAGUGGAGACAUACACCGGCAAGGAGGAAAACAAAAAAGCAAAGACACACAUGAGAGGUAGUAACCUUUGCUUUUGAAGGUUCAGGCCUGAGGUUUACUCCAGCCAGCGUUUUGGGGAACAGUGGGUGAUUGAUUUCAAACAUGGUGUGUGAGGUGGGAAGAGGUUGGCUAGGAACCAGAAAGGCUGUCCUCAUGACUAAAACCAAACCUGAAGGUAUUUCCUUUCUGUCCUUGGAAACAGGAAACCAGUUGUGGUUUUCGGCAGAAUUCUUGCAGGAGAGCGUUGGGGGAAGGCCCCCAGCUGCACCGGGGCGGGGAGGCCGCCGGGCUCUCGGUUUACAGAGAGACAGAUGUUACAUACACCCCAGCUCCGUUAUGCGUGGUCACCAGUGACCAGAGAAGCUACUCGAUGCAAUGCAUCUGUUUCAGAUACAGAAGUAUAGAGAAAAUAUUUAUUGAGAUUUAAGUUAUUGUUAUUUAUUACCGUUCACUAAUGAGUUUCUCUUUUUUCCCUUAUUUAUUAAAGUUUCUUUUCAAAGGUGCCAAAGUAUAUGUGCUCGCGAAAUGCAAAAGAAGGUGACAAAGGAAAUUUUAAUUGGGAACAAGGGUCCAUG
Messenger RNA from Kogia breviceps (pygmy sperm whale), 3388 nucleotides. The record is from RefSeq and is a predicted model, not a curated record. NCBI's taxonomy places the organism in Eukaryota, Metazoa, Chordata, Mammalia, Artiodactyla, Physeteridae.